GAUCUGCCCGCCUCUGCCUCCCAAAGUGUUGGGAUUACAGGCAUGAACCACCGCGCCUGGCCUAACUUCCAUCUCUUGAGGGCUCCCCCAGCCACUUCUCACAUGAACCUUCCUCAGCACCUUCCACUGAGGCUGCUGCUUGACCUUGGUCACCCUGCAACUCAGCGGGGAAGGCAAAGGACAGUGAGGGCUGCUCACAGCAAACCUAGGGCAGAUCAGGAAAGGCCUCCCUGAGCCAGAAACCAUUACGCUGGGACUGUGGGAUGAGAAUGAGUUCGCCCCAGAAGGAAGGCAGCUGGUUCCUGGGGAGGAGACAGAAAUCUGCAAAGGGAGGGUGGCCAAGUCUGGCCGCAGGAGCCACCCAGUGACCCUAAGCAGGGGAGCGUCAUGGGUUCCCCAGGGCACAGCCCCGACCCUUCAGCAGCUAGAAAAGAUCAGCUGUGGAUCGAGAGGGUGCUGAGCCGGCCCUGCCCUCUGGAAGGGGAAAGGCCACGGCUGCAGGCAGCAGCCGCGGGCGCAGCGGGACUCGGGGGCUUGGGCCCCGCCUCCGCCCCGCGCGUGCGCGUGCGCAGGGAUAAGAGCGAGGUCUGGACGGCGCGUGGCCGGCGCAGCUGCGGGGACAGCUCGACCGGCGGUGGGAUGGCGCGGGGUGGAGCGCAGCGAACAGGGGCUCUAGGCCUGGUGCUGCGGCUGCUGCUCGGCCUCGGACUAGGCCUGGAGGUCGCCGCCACCCCGCUUUCCACCCGGACCUCUGCCCAGGCCUCAGGCCCCAGCUCAGGCUCGUGCCCACCCACCAAGUUCCAGUGCCGCACCAGUGGCUUAUGCGUGCCCCUCACCUGGCGCUGUGACAGGGACUUCGACUGCAGCGACGGCAGCGAUGAGGAGGAGUGCAGUGAGUGGCCACGCCUCAGGGCGGGGCUUACAGGGGGCGGGCCUGAGGAUGGGCUCUUAGGGGCCAGUCUCGCGGAGGUGGAGCUUGUGGGAGAGGCAGGGCCACAGGGAUAGGUGCGACUUGAGUCUGUGGGUCAUAAGAAGAAGCGGGGUCUAAGAUGAGCUUGAGCUGGGCCCAGUGGCUCAUGCCUGCAAUCCCAGCACUUUGGGAGGCUAGGGUGGGAGGAUCGAUCACUUGAUCCUGGGAGGUUGAGGCUGCAGUGAGCUAGGAUUGUGCCAGUGCACUCCAGCCUGGGCAACAGAUUAAGACUCUGUCUCAGGAA
This is a messenger RNA of Cercocebus atys (sooty mangabey), 1214 nucleotides long. RefSeq names its product CD320 molecule (gene CD320). The record is from RefSeq and is a predicted model, not a curated record. NCBI's taxonomy places the organism in Eukaryota, Metazoa, Chordata, Mammalia, Primates, Cercopithecidae. Bases 388 to 1005 code for a protein of 205 amino acids. Gene Ontology annotation, molecular function: protein binding. The transcript has 3 exons. Gene Ontology annotation, cellular component: plasma membrane.